Microbotryum saponariae is the source of this 294-nucleotide messenger RNA. NCBI's taxonomy places the organism in Eukaryota, Fungi, Basidiomycota, Microbotryomycetes, Microbotryales, Microbotryaceae. The record is from the annotation of a GenBank genome assembly.
AUGACGCGCAACCGCAGACGCUAUGACUCGACGACUCGCCAGGAUCGCCGCCGUCAGGCGGAUCUAUUCGCUCGGUUUCGGCUUCACAAGCUCUCACUAUGUCAAUACCUCUCGUGGUAUUUCAGCCCGUCAACACAACACGAUAGUGUUCACAAGCAUAGGCCAAAGCUCUUCAACAGUAAUUGGACCCAGCUCAAGCAUGUACUUGAUCUCAUCAUACACCUCGCCCGCGAAGGAUCUUCGGGCGAAGUGAAAGCUGAAUUAUCGUCAGGAACGGCGUCGGUUUGCUCCUGA